AUGUCCAAUGUAACGGUGAACGCGGACGCGCUCGCCGCGCUGCAAACUUAUGCGCAGGGUUCGGCCUCUAUGGCGCUGCUCUCCAGUGCGCUAGCAGCCUGUCUAUUCGGCAUAGUCUCGAUGCUCGCCGGAACCUCUGCCUGUCUCCUCCUCCGGCGCGACUUCCGCCUCCACUCCAUCCAGAUACAACUGCUCGCCAUCCUCCUCCUUUACGCGUCCACCACAACCUUCGUCGGCCUGACCUUCUCAAGCCUCAUUAGCGCAACUCGGACGCUCGCUGCGGCGGCACGCGCGCUGCACGAUGACAGCUACUCCGCAUCCGUCGGAUACCCCGCAACCGCUUUCGGGUUGCUUCCUUCGGGCGCGACGGCGACGCUCGCGGUGAACAUGUUCGUGGGGGACGUGAUCGUGUGGUGGCGCGCGCUCGCGGUGUGGCCGAACAGCCGACUUCUCCGCGCGGUCGGAGGGGUGCUGUGUGCGGCGACGUUCGUGAGCGCCAUUGUCUCUCUGACGGAUCUGAAGCUGCAACCAUCGUCCGCGCCGGGGGUCUUGGUCGUCGGGAGCGACAAGAUUGGGUUCGUCUCCGUCGUUCUGUCCCUUGCUACGAAUGUGUUGUCGACGACCAUGGUCUCCGUAAAGGCUUGGGAGCAUAGACGCCUCCUUCAGUCAACGUACGGCAAAGCAAGGAGCUCGAGAGCACUUGCGGCGCUAAUUCUCAUCGUCGAGUCCGGAAUCGCUUACAGCGCAUUAUGGCUCAUUAUUGCCAUCACAGACGGCCUAAUAUUCGUCUGGCCCUUUCCCUGGGAACCCUCCCACGACCCCUCGUUACAAGAUUUCCUCACGGUCGUGAACGACCUCGUUACAAUAUGCCUCGUACCCAUAAUAGCGAUAUACCCCAUGCUCAUCAUCGUGUUCGUUGCGCUCGGCCGCUCUCCCAUCGACCGCGUGUGCGCGUCGCUGCCCGCCAUCACCGUCAGUCCUCUCGUCACGUCCGAGACGUGCGCAAAGAGCACGGCGUCGCUCGGUGAUCCAGCAGAGGCAGUGCUUGUCAGGCGGGCGUGCCCGCCAUCGAGGAGCAUCUCGUGCGACUCGGGGUCGACGAUGACCAUGGUGUUCGCGACUAGUGCAUAUGCGCUGGACGAGGAGUUGGGGCUUGGGAGGACCAAUUCGGCGCCGAUGUAG
Molecule: messenger RNA, 1182 nt
Organism: Epithele typhae
Lineage: Eukaryota; Fungi; Basidiomycota; Agaricomycetes; Polyporales; Epitheliaceae
Exons: 8
Coding region: 1-1182 (393 amino acids)
Source: RefSeq, a predicted model, not a curated record